AUGGGGUUCCCGUCCAUCCCAACAGCCCAGGACCCUGCCUGGGGUGGUGAUGACAGCAGGAGACUAAAGGCCACCCACCUACAGGGUGCCGAGCCAGCUGGUCCCACAGCUGUUCCCACCCUCAACUGGCCCACCCCCUCCUGCCCCAGGCCCAGUUACGCCCCCAGCGAGGAGGAGAGACGCAUCCUGGUCCUCACCGAGCUUCUGGAGAGAAAGGCCCACUCUCCGUUUUACCAGGAAGGUGUGAGCAAUGCGCUGCUGAAGAUGGCCGAGCUGGGGCUGACCCAGGCAGCCGAUGUCCUCCUGCGGCAUGGGGCCAACCUCAACUUUGAAGACCCGGUCACCUACUACACGGCCCUGCACAUCGCCGUCUUGAGGAACCAGCCUGACAUGGUGGAGCUGCUGGUGCGCCAUGGGGCUGACGUUAACCGGAGGGACCGGAUCCAUGAGAGCAGCCCCCUGGACCUGGCCAGCGAGGAGCCGGAGCGCCUGCCCUGCCUGCAGCGCCUCUUGGACCUUGGAGCAGACGUCAACGCAGCUGACAAGCAUGGAAAGACCGCUCUGCUCCACGCUCUGGCCAGCAGCGACGGCGUGCAGAUCCACAACACCGAGAACAUCCGGCUCCUGCUGGAAGGAGGGGCGGACGUCAAGGCAACCACCAAGGAUGGGGACACGGUGUUCACCUGCAUCAUCUUCCUGCUGGGUGAGACCGUGGGGGGAGAUGAAGAGGAAGCCCAGGUGAUCAGCCGCUUCUGCUUCCAAGUCACGCAGCUGCUGCUGGCCCACGGGGCCGACCCCAGCGAGUGCCCAGCCCACGAGUCCCUCACACACAUCUGCCUCAGGAGCUUCCAGGUGCACUUCCCGCUCCUGCGCUUCCUGCUGGAGUCCGGGGCCGCCUACAACUGCUCCCUGCACGGCGCGUCCUGCUGGUCGGGCUUCCACAUCGUCUUCGACAGGCUCUGCUCGCACCCAGGCUGCGCCGAAGAUGAGAGCCAUGUGGACCUCCUGCGCAAAGCUGAGACCGUCCUGGAUCUCAUGGUGACUAACUCCCACAAACUGCAGCUGCCUGAAAACUUCGACAUCCAUCCUGUGGGCAGCCUGGCAGAGAAGAUCCAGGCCCUGCACUUCUCCCUGAGGCAGCUGGAGAGCUGCCCCCCACCCCUCAAGCACCUGUGUCGUGUGUACAUCCGGCUCUACCUUCAGCCAUGGCCUGUGGAUGCGAAGGUCAGAGCCCUACCUCUACCCGACAGGCUGAAGUGGUACCUCCUCAGUGAGCACAGCAGCCCCGUGGACGAUGACAUCUGACCACUCCCAGCUGAAGGGAAGGGUCUGGGCCCUCAGUCAGCCCGUCGGUGGAUCUAAGUACCUGCAGCAGCCUUGGGGGAACCUUUGGUCCUGCCUGUUGGAAGGCGCAGGCUGGAAAUGGGACUUACCCUGGUACAGAGGGAGCCUGGCAGCUGCCAUCAUCCCAGUGCAAAAGGCUUGUUUUUUUCAGGGAGACUGCCCCCCGUCCCUUUGGCAACAACCCCAAGUUCUCAACCCACAUGGGAAAAAAUGACAAGGUUUAGAUUUGGGACGAGUCUGAAGGGAGUGGUGGGCAUUCCCAGAAGCAGGGUACUCCAAGCCUCGGUCCUCUGGGAAGCUGCAUGGAGAGAGCUGAAGCCAGGAGGCUGGGUGGGCCUCUGCUGGUGCAACCCAGUCGAGGCCCUUUAUUCCACAGCAGUGCUGGUGGUGGGCUGGGGAGAAAGCUGAGCUGAGCUGCCUCCUGCUGCCCUCUGCAGCUCAAGCCAGGCCACCUGCGGCCCCGCCCACCAAGGCACUGGCUGUGCUCUGGUGGCCCCUUUGUGCCAAACCCAGGGUCUUGGGACCAUGCCUUCUGCUAAAAAGCAAUCAUGCACGACCAGGGACAGCCCUGUCCAUUGUCUGUCUGAGGGAGAAAGCUGCCAGGAUUGAGCUGCCUGUCCCGCCUAGUGCUGAGCCCUUGCAAAGCUGUUUUUGUCACGUUGGUCGCUGUGAAUUGUGUAAAUGCCUCGGAGUUAAGCUAAAGCGCUAAAGGACAUAUUUAUAUUACCAAAUUAAACCAAUUUCUCUUGGCCUUAAAGGUCCUUGCUAACAUUCCCACCCCCAGUUCAGGAUGAAGGACCCUACAGCAUCCCAGAAGUGGUCAGCACUGUCCCAGGAGAAAAGCACCACUCCAGACGGGGCCUUCACAGCACAGGGGCUCGCCCUUUUUAUUUUUAACU
This is a messenger RNA of Miniopterus natalensis, 2243 nucleotides long. NCBI's taxonomy places the organism in Eukaryota, Metazoa, Chordata, Mammalia, Chiroptera, Miniopteridae. The record is from RefSeq and is a predicted model, not a curated record.